AUGGCGUUCGACGAGAAAAAUGGCACGGAGACAGAUGUCGAGUGGUCCGGGUCAAGCUCCUACGAGGGCGAAAAUGAGGAGAUCAAACGCGAUCUCAAAUCGCGACAUAUCAACAUGAUCGCCAUUGCAGGGAUGAUCGGAACGGGUCUGUUUCUGAGCUCGGGUCAGGUCAUUGCCACAGCCGGCCCCGCGGGCGCUUUCUUGGCUUAUAUCCUUAUGGGCUUGAUUACUGCCGGUGUUUCGUAUACCACUGGUGAGAUCUCGGCUUUUAUGCCUUGUAGUGGUGGUUUUGUUCGUCAUGCUACGCGCUUUGUUGAGCCUGCUCUUGGUGCCGCCACCGGUUGGAACUUUUGGUAUACCAUGGCUAUUUCGGCUCCGGCUGAGAUUACGGCUGCUGCGACCAUUGUUCAGUUCUGGAAUCCGCCUGUGGAUCCUGCGGUUUGGAUUACAGUGUUUGGAUUUUGUAUCGCUGUUCUUAACUUUUGCAAUGUCCGCCUCUAUGGAGAGUCGGAGGUUGUCUUUGCUUCGCUGAAGAUUAUGCUGAUCAUUGGUCUGAUCAUUGGCGGUAUUGUCAUCGACCUCGGUGGUACUCCUGGCCAGGAACGUCUCGGUUUCCAUUAUUGGAAUGACCCAGGUGCCUUUAACAACUAUAUUUCAGCUGGCUCCGCGGGAAGAUUUCUGGCUUUCUGGAAAGUCCUCUUAACGUCCGCGUUCAGUUUCGGCAACAUCCAAGUCGUCGCCAUUGCCGGAGCCGAGACGAGAAACCCGCGCAAGAUCAUUCCAGAUGCUACCCGGAAGACAUUCAUCCGAGUCUUCGUAUUUUACGUCCUGAGUAUUUUCAUCGUUGGUCUAAUUGUGCCAUAUAACGACUCUAAACUAGUCAUCUCAACCGGAACAGCCAGCCAAUCCCCAUUCGUACUGGCCUUUCAACGCUCCGGCGUCAAAGUCGUACCCCACAUCAUCAACGCAGUAGUCUGCACAUCAGCCAUCAGCAGCAGUUCCAGCUGUAUCUUUAUCGCAUCGCGGACAUUGUACGGACUCAGCCAAGACGGCCACGCACCGAAGUUCUUCCAGCGAUGCAAUCGCUUCGGAACUCCGUAUUUCGCAGUUGGCUUGACCGUUCUGCUUUUGCCGCUGAUGUAUAUGACCGAGGGCAGUAACUCGUCGACCGUCUUUAAUUGGUUUGUGAAUAUUACUACUGUCGCGGGUCUGAUUGGCUGGAUUGUUAUUGAGGCGACUUAUUUGCGUUUUUAUGCUUGUUUGAAGAAGCAGGGAUAUUCUCGCGAGGACUUGCCUUAUAAAACUCCCUUCCAACCAUAUACGGCUUGGAUUACUGGAUUUAUGGUUGUAUUGAUCGUUUUGACUUCUGGAUAUGAUGUUUUCUGCGAGGGUAGAUGGAACACUUCCACAUUCCUAACUUCAUACCUCAACAUUGCCAUCUUCGCCGCCCUCUACGUCUUCUUUAAAAUCUUCCUCAAGUCAAAGAUCAUCCCCUUAGAAGAAGUCGACAUCAAAUCCGAAUUCGACAAAAUCCAAAAAGAAAAAGCUGCUGGCGAGUACCUAACCAGCGACCAACUAGACUGGCCCUGGUGGAGAAGGAUUCUGCACUGGAUCUGA
Molecule: messenger RNA, 1617 nt
Organism: Penicillium arizonense
Lineage: Eukaryota; Fungi; Ascomycota; Eurotiomycetes; Eurotiales; Aspergillaceae
Exons: 7
Coding region: 1-1617 (538 amino acids)
Biological process (GO): amino acid transmembrane transport
Cellular component (GO): membrane
Molecular function (GO): amino acid transmembrane transporter activity
Source: RefSeq, a predicted model, not a curated record